Rhizophagus irregularis DAOM 181602=DAOM 197198 is the source of this 2000-nucleotide messenger RNA. RefSeq lists its product as uncharacterized. NCBI's taxonomy places the organism in Eukaryota, Fungi, Glomeromycota, Glomeromycetes, Glomerales, Glomeraceae. The record is from RefSeq and is a predicted model, not a curated record.
UCAAAUAUAUAUAAAACAUAUCUCGGCCGGAGCAGGUGGCUCAAAGAGACCUCCCAAAAGUUAUAUAUUUUUUUCCCUUUCUCUAACCCUUCGAUAGUUUUUACCGACCAUGGGGUAGUGAAAUUACGGAAUAUUUUCGAAUUGAACUUUUCCCACAUAAUAUAAUCUGAAUACCACAGAUUAUCUAACUACUACAUAUAAACUACAUACCACAUAAUGUCCGCAAUUACAACUAAGUUCAUUACAGACCACCAAUUCACCAAUGAGAUGAGUAUCGAAGAGCUCAGUCAGUAUGCGCCAGAAAUGCGUGACCUCUUGGGAGAUAAUAGAGAGAAAAGACGCCAGGCUCGUAAUCGUCUUCAAAAAGGGUAUAAAUUUAGCAAAGGACAGGCAUUCGCAUUGAUUCCUGACCAGAGAAUCGAGCGGUACAUAAGUCAAGUACCGUUCCUAGAGGAACUAGGAUUAGAAGCCGAAGUGAAUAUAAGCCUAGUAUCUGAGAACGCCCCAGAAGGCGAGACUAUUAGAGAAAUGGCUCAACGUAUUGUUCGGGAUAAUCUUAGUGAAAGAAAUGUAAAAGCGAUAUCUAUAACUUUAGCUGAAACCGCCUCCGAUCCUAUCGUUGCCUCAUCACGUCUCUCCAGGCUUCGAAGAGAAUUGCGAACCCUCAAUGCUCCAGAAAAAAUAAUCUCUGCUACCAAGAUUCCGGAGAUAACCAGAGCAUCUAAUAAAAUCCAACAGGAGCGUACUGAGCAACGUAAAAAUGAAGGACUUCAUUAUCCGGACCACUUCUCGUUAGAAUCAGUUAAGGAACGGCUAGAUUUAUAUGUUGUGUCUAACACACCCGAUAAACAGGCCCUAGCUGAUGUAAUGAUCAUGCUCUGUAUCCGCCCUGCUGAAAUUAAAAACUUGCGCAUAGCAAAUGGAGGUGUAACUGGAUACGCAAAAAACCGAGGCCAACAGGAUGUUCCUCGGGUGUUUAGAUCAUUGGAAAAAAAUGAGGAGCGGGCAAGAGAAUUACUUACAUGGAUUCAGGAAGCAGUUUCUUCCGGACAGUUAAGAGACCCCGGAAAGCCUGGAUCGACAUACUUAAGUUCAUUUCUGAAAAAAGAUGAAUAUAUUCCUAAACCUUAUGAGCCAUUACUCCCUAGUUCUUUGCGCAAAUUAGGGGCGGUAUUUGCUUCUGUAGUGCAUGGGCCUAAAAAUCCGUCAAAAGCCAAUACUUAUGCCACUGAUCAAAAGUAUUCAUCUGAUAUAUCCAACGAGCAGGAAGUUAUCAGGCGUACAGAGAAAUUAGCCCAGUCAUUAGGACUGGAUGAGCAGAAUACAAGAGCAUAUAAAGCACUCUCUGGACAGAUUUGGGCAUUAGAAAAAAAACUGGAAGAUUAUCAUAUCAAAUAUGUAAAGCUUAAAAGGAAGGUCAAUUUAUUGGAAGAUGAAUUGGAAGAUGGAUUGGAUGAUCUGGGCGAAUGUGUAGAUAGGGGAGCUGUGGUCGACUUAAUACAUGAAAUAGUUCCCUCGCUAAUUAGUAAAAAAGGGCCGAAAGGCGAUGUGCAUAAAAAUUCCUACUAUUCGUCUGAGUCUUCUGAAGAUUCCGAUUCGGUUGAGGUAAGAGAAAAAAAGGCUAUCCCUCAUGCUUUAGCGCCUUUAGCAAAGCAACGAAGAAGGGCGCGACCGAGAAAGGUUAAGUAAGUGAUAGUUUAAAGAGAUGAAUCAGGCACUUUGUAUAUUUUUGAUCAAAGAUAAUUGAAUCGGACAAACUAUCUGGUAAUGGCUAAAAAAUCAAGAAAUAACAGGCGCAAGACAAUGGGUAAGUUUACUACUAAUCCCACACAAUAUUUUUCCCUAUGCAAUCCAGCCAAAUAUGAGCACACAUAUGAUAGGGCAACCGGCUUUAUCACUGUCAAGAAUAAAAGACAGGAUAGGAUUGUAGGCGUGUUCGAUUAUCCCGAGCUGAGUGAAUAUCUGGGAGUUCGAUCCAACUAGUCCGGAGCGGGCCGUGA